GAGCGACAGAGAAACAGAAGCUGGUUUAUAUUCUGAACAGAGAUGCAGCUGCGAGGCUCACCAUUUCCUCUCCACUUGAAGCCCACAAAGCCAACACACUGGUGUACCACGUAGUGGGAGUCGACGUCGGCUUUGAAAACCCCAUGUUUGCCUGCCUGGAGAUGGACUAUGAGGAGGCUGACAGUGACCCGACAGGAGAAGCUGCCGCCAACACGCAACAGACGCUCACCUUUUACGAGCUGGACCUCGGGUUGAAUCACGUGGUGCGAAAGUACAGUGAGGCUUUGGAAGAGCAUGGAAACUUUCUCAUCACUGUUCCUGGUGGUUCGGAUGGUCCCAGUGGAGUUCUGAUUUGUUCCGAAAACUACAUCACCUACAAGAACUUUGGAGACCAGCCUGACAUCCGCUGUCCCAUCCCGCGACGCAGGAACGACCUGGAUGACCCGGAGCGCGGCAUGAUUUUUGUCUGCUCAGCAACUCACAAGACCAAGUCCAUGUUCUUCUUCCUGGCCCAAACUGAGCAGGGAGACAUCUUCAAGGUUACGCUGGAAACAGAUGAGGAAAUGGUCACAGAAAUCCGGCUGAAAUACUUUGACACAAUCCCCGUGGCAACAGCCAUGUGUGUCCUGAAGACUGGCUUCUUGUUUGUGUCUUCAGAAUUUGGCAACCAUUACCUUUACCAGAUUGCUCACUUGGGUGACGAUGACGAGGAGCCCGAGUUCUCCUCUGCAAUGCCCCUGGAGGAGGGAGACACCUUUUUCUUCCAGCCCCGCCCCCUCAAGAACCUCGUGCUGGUGGACGAACAGGAGAACUUAUCCCCCAUCAUGACCUGUCAGGUUAGUGUGUUAGCGUGACCCACACAAAGUGUGUGAUCACAAUUUUAUGUUCAUCAUCAUCAUCUUUAUUUAAAGAGACUCUUGGUCCAUUAUUACAAGACAAACAUCACUCAAAUAUAAAUU
Molecule: messenger RNA, 959 nt
Organism: Notothenia coriiceps (black rockcod)
Lineage: Eukaryota; Metazoa; Chordata; Actinopteri; Perciformes; Nototheniidae
Product: splicing factor 3B subunit 3-like
Exons: 6
Molecular function (GO): protein binding
Source: RefSeq, a predicted model, not a curated record